Colletotrichum higginsianum IMI 349063 is the source of this 714-nucleotide messenger RNA. RefSeq names its product Beta-ketoacyl synthase domain-containing protein. Bases 1 to 714 code for a protein of 237 amino acids. The transcript is spliced from 3 exons. Lineage: Eukaryota; Fungi; Ascomycota; Sordariomycetes; Glomerellales; Glomerellaceae. The record is from RefSeq and is a predicted model, not a curated record. Gene Ontology annotation, biological process: secondary metabolite biosynthetic process; fatty acid biosynthetic process. Gene Ontology annotation, molecular function: 3-oxoacyl-[acyl-carrier-protein] synthase activity; fatty acid synthase activity.
AUGGAUACAGGACCGUCCUUGGGCAACGGAGCUAGUUUCCAACAACAGGAGAAGAUUGCUAUCGUUGGCAUUGGAUGUCGGUUUCCAGGCAAGGCAUCGAGCCCUUCUGCUCUCUGGGACUUGCUCAGCAAUCCGGUCGACCUCUCUGCACCCAUUCCUCCAUGGAGGUUUAACAAGGGCGGCUUCUACCAUAGGGACGCCUCGCACCAUGGAACAACGAACAGUAUGGGCUCCUACCUCCUGGAGGAUGAUGACGUCAAAAUGUUCGAUGCCCAGUUCUUCAACAUCGCCCCACAAGAGGCCGAAUCCAUGGAUCCUCAGCAUCGCUUGCUGCUGGAAGUGGUUUACGAAGGUCUGGAGGACGCGGGAAUCUCGCUUGAAACGACGUCUGGCACCACGACCUCGGCCUACGUUGGGCUAAUGUCAGCAGAUUGGCAAGAUCUGCAGCUGCGAGACGUUGAUGAUGCCCCAAGGUACCUCGUAACGGGAGGCGCGCGCAGCAUCGCAAGCAACCGGUUGUCGUACUUCUUCAACUGGCACGGACCGAGCGAGACCAUUGAUACGGCCUGUUCUUCCUCACUUGUGGCCAUUCACCAUGCCGUACAGUCGCUGCGAUCUGGCGAGGCUAGCAUGGCUGUGGCAGCUGGAAGCAAUCUCUUGCUAGCACCGGACAUUGCUGUCAUCCAGUGGAAGAUGUCAAAUGUGGUCUUCUGA